Plasmodium cynomolgi strain B is the source of this 2480-nucleotide messenger RNA. RefSeq lists its product as hypothetical. Lineage: Eukaryota; Apicomplexa; Aconoidasida; Haemosporida; Plasmodiidae. Gene Ontology annotation, molecular function: protein binding. The transcript has a single exon. The record is from RefSeq and is a predicted model, not a curated record. The annotation marks the transcript as partial.
AUGAAGCACAGCAGGGGGGGGCAGCUAAACGAGUGCCAGCCGAACGAGUGUCAGCCGAAUGAGUGUCAACCGAACGAGUGUCAGCCGAAUGAGUUCCAGCCGAACGAGUGCCAGCCGAACGAGCGCCAGUCGAACGAGUGCCAGCCGAACGAAAGGGCCAACACGCUGAGGAGGAGUAAGUACCACUUGAGAGGCAAAAAAAACGAUGCAGGCAAAAACAUACAGGAAGAAGAAUCGGAUGGAAACUCCAACGAUGUAAGUGACUCCUCACUGUCCUGCUCGUCCAAAUAUAUGACGAGGGAAGAAAAUGUAGAGGAAUCGGGAAUCAUCCACGAUUUGCGAAACGGUCAGCUGAAUCGAGACAGACUUAACUAUGAGGGAAAAACAACAGGGGUAGAUCUCCCUAAUGAUGAAAUGAACUACCAAAGGUACGCGCCCCACUCUGUGAACAAAGCAUUCACGAAGCAGACCCUGGUAUAUGACCACUACAAAAAAAAGGACAUCCUCCUCAGCCUAUGGUGGAAAAACAUGAUAGAUCUCUAUUCAGAUAUUUUAAUAACCAACGUAUACAGCAACGUAAGCAAUAUCGAUGUGCUAAAUAUGAAUCGAAAGGUGAGGGAGAAAAACUACCAAUACUUAAACGAAGGUAUUGUCCUCUUUCACAACUCCAGUAGGAGAGAAAAUUACAAAAUGAGCAUACUACGAGUGGUCACAAAGGAACAAGUAAACAAAAAAAACGAAAAAGAAAUUUUUUACUCAUCAUCUAUCAAAGAUAACACCAUCGAUGAUUCUUUUAAAAAAUACUAUAAAAAUAAAUAUAAGCAUAUCCCAGUUAUUAAGAGGUACAACUGUUUGGACCUUCCAUACUACUGCACGAAUUCGAGCAUCCUGUACUGCGGUAGGGAUGUGAUGAACAACCAGGUGGAGACCAACUGGGGGGGAGACGCAGGAAAUGUGAUUAUAGCAAGUAAGUCCAUACGGGGAAAUAUAUUUCUCUACAAUCUUGGAAAAACCAUCGAUCGGAUUAACAGGAUGGAAGAUGAUGAGGCUGUGGAUAGGAGAUUGAGUGAUGAUGCGGUUGGGAGUGCUGUGCCAGGUGAAAUAGACUACCACAGUAACGCUUCCCAGGGGGGGGGAGGAUGUUCUGAUAGUGGAAGUAGCAGCGAUAGUAGCCUAGUGGAGGAGGAGGAAGAAGAAGGAGCAGAGGAAUACGAGGAGGAAGGGAGAGGACAACAGUGGAACGCCCAACGGAGACAUAAGGAAGGAAAAACCAUCCCAAGUCGCUUCAAAAAAAAAGCAGAAAUUGUAAAUAGCAAAAAUGGAUACCCCAAUAAUUGGGGUAACCAUCAAAGUAGGAAAAAUAAAUCAUCCGAGAGUUAUAAAAAAAAAAUAAAGGACAGAAAAAUAUGUGAUGGGGAAUUACUACUCGAACUGGUUGGACAUAACAAAACAGGAAAGGGACUCUUCUUUAAAAAUAAUUACCUCCUCAGCAAUGGGGAUGAUAAAAAUAUAUUCAUCUACGACAUUAAUGGUGGAACUAUGCCAAGUAGCGAAAAUAAAUAUGAAAACGAUCACGUUAAUGUAUCUAAAAUGAAUCCGUACAUUUCGAUUAAGACCAAUGAGCUGUAUAGCAAUGUGAGGUGGCUGUAUGAUUCGCUAGUUAUAGGUUCUACGUACAGUGGCUACUUCUCCCUGUUUGAUAUCAGGAUGAAGAAUAAGAGCGUGCAGGGUGGCUACAACGAGGAUGCGCUGGGCGGAGCCGGAUUUGGCAGUGUCAGCAGCGUCAGCGAUAGUAGCAACGGGAGCGGAGGAGGCGGAGGAGGCGGAGGAAACGGACCAGGUGCACACUUCCGACGAGGUGUUCACACACACAGCAACGUGAAUGUCCACUCUGUGCACAAGAAAAUAACCAAGUAUGAAAUUUCAGACAUAGAUAAGUAUAACAACGAUGACAACAACCUGAUAUGUAUGAGUUCGUUAAACAACAUAUUCAUUUUUGACUUGAGAUUUAUUAAUAAUAAUUUACCUUACAAAAUUAUUCACGACAAUUCGUACAAUAACUAUAGCAUUAACGAGUCAUACUUUGAGCCGUACCAAACAUCUGCACAAAAUGGAGAGUACAGCAGUACCACUAAUGUCAAUUACUUUUAUGACCAUUCAUACAAUAAUUAUUACAACGAAGACUUUUUCAACUCCGAUACCUUUAUCCAUUCUCUUUUUUGGUGUAACAUUGAAGGAUUUAAUUAUAUCGGCUCCCUAAAUAACAAGGGCAUUAUAAACGUAUUCGACGUGAACAAGAGCAAGCAUCAUUGUGUGUUCACAUAUGGGUGCAAGUAUAUCAAGCUGUUUAAAUUCAACCCAUUCAAAAUAAAUAACUUUGUCUCUGUGGAUAAGAAUAACAUCCUCAUCCUGUUCACUCUCCCCGAUCAGAUAUAUAAGAGCGACUUGGACUUGUACCUGCAGGAUAACUUCCGCGAGGA